This is a messenger RNA of Terrapene triunguis (Three-toed box turtle), 1820 nucleotides long. It is a transcript of the gene LCP2, whose product is annotated as lymphocyte cytosolic protein 2. The record is from RefSeq and is a predicted model, not a curated record. NCBI's taxonomy places the organism in Eukaryota, Metazoa, Chordata, Testudines, Emydidae. Gene Ontology annotation, molecular function: protein binding. Gene Ontology annotation, biological process: cell surface receptor protein tyrosine kinase signaling pathway; intracellular signal transduction. The coding region runs from base 171 to 1778 and encodes 535 amino acids. The transcript is spliced from 21 exons.
UAACUCAGAAAUAGAAAGCAAAACGGUUUAACAAAAGAUCUGGGCAUUUCUUAGGCAAGUGGAUUAUUGAAUUUGCUGCAGGUAGCCAUAGGCAGAAAAUCUAUGGCUGCCUGUUUCAUUAAUACUACUGGCAUGAAAAUUCUGUAACUGCUUAGAAAAAAAGAGCUGAAAUGGAUUUACAAAACAUUCCCUAUCGCUCAGUGGUGGUUGCUUGGAGCCCAGAUGACCUGGCAGACUACUUCAAAAAAUUAAAGUAUAAGGACUGUGAAAAAGUCGUCAGAAAACACAGCAUAAGUGGACAAAGGUUUUUGAACAUGUCUGAAAAUGAUAUUCAGAAAUUUCCCAAACUGAGUGUGCCAAUUCUAAGUAAGUUAAGUCAAGAAAUCAAUAGGAACGAGGGAAGAAUAAGUUUCUUCCCAAAACGGACCCAGACGCAGAAGUUUGCUGACAAUACAGGAUGCUGUCAAGAAGAGGAAGAAGGCUGGUCUUCAUUUGAAGAAGAUGAUUAUGAAAGCCCAGAUGAGGAACAGGAACAAGACGCCGACUAUGAAUCACCAACUGAUGAACCAGGACAUGACAGUGAUGAUUAUGAACCUCCUCCAUCCAACAAUGACGUAGCACCCCAUAAUGUCAUAUUUCCUGCCAAGUCAAUUCCAAGCAACACUGAGUACAUAGAUAGACCCACAACUGCUAGACCAUCUCCCCAGCCUCCUAUUCCACCACAGCGACCUGGCCCAUCCCCUGUACCAGCAGCAUAUCCGGGUAGAGUCACUCCUAUGUCACCUUAUCCUCCUCCAUCAAGCAAUAAUGAUGUGAAUAGAGAUAAAAGUGCCAAGCCUUUAAAACCCCCAGCUCCUUCUAUAGACAGACGUACAAAACCCUCACUGGAUCGUCCUGGGCCAACGUUUGAAAGAGACAGCCCAGCAGCAGGGAAGAGGGCAGUGUUUCCUGACAAGCCCAUGGCACCACAACUAAGAUCUCUGGGAGAACAAUUAGCAAAGAUACAAAAGCCUCCCAUACCACCAGCCGAUAAACAUGAAAGAGGCAAUACAGUCCCUGGAAGGAAGCCACCACCCGUAAAGCAAGGCUGGGCACCAGAAAGAAGAUAUGAUGAAGAUGAUGAGUCAAUCCCCCAGAGACCGGCACCACAGCUAUCUUUGCCCCCCUUCAGUUCCAACACAUUCCCUUCAAGGUCUGUCAAGCCACCACCUAAACACAGUCCUUCAGGAUCCAACAGUAUGCCUGGAUCAUAUGCAGAAAGUACUAACAGCCUUUCUUCAAGUGGAUCACUACCACCACGCUUUCAGCUAGGUAACAUCAAUAGAGCUCCUUCAAAAGGCCCAGCAGAUGGCAGACCUCCAUUACCAAUUCCUAACAGGCAGAUUGUGCAGCCACCAAGCAUGGAGGAAGACGAGUUUCAGGAUUCACUGAAUGAAGAGUGGUAUGUUGCAGACAUCAGCCGGCAGGAAGCAGAAGCAGCUCUUAGGAAUAUAAAUAAGGACGGGACAUUCUUGGUGAGAGACAGCUCAAGAAAAACUAAUACACAUCCAUAUGUACUGAUGGUAUUAUACAAAGAUAAAGUAUAUAAUAUUCAGAUUCGUUACCAGGAGCAAAAUCAAGUUUACUUGUUGGGAACUGGCCUGAAAGGAAAAGAGGAUUUUUCUUCAGUGGCAGAUAUUAUUGAUUACUUUCAAAGAACACCCCUUCUGCUGAUUGAUGGAAAAGACCGAGGUUCAAGAAACCAAUGCAAGUUAACAUAUGCUGCAGGAUCUACUUAGAAGAAAGCUUAAUGUCUGGGAUCAACGGUCUACAAGAGCAUA